UUAUUCCUCCGUCAUCUACACAAUCCGCUUGACGAUCAACGCGCUCGUUAGCUUCUGUCUGCGAUCCUUAUUUCUGUCGUUUAUUUCUUGUUUCUGUAACUGAUCUAAAAUGAUUAGAAACACGCCCAAAUCCCAUAUUAUGAUCACCUGCGCUUUUCUUGUCAUCCUACUGGGAAUCUACAUGUACAUGAAAGAUCGCCUUCCACCUUUCCGCAUCUACCAGAUCUGUCCUUCCACUGAUUUGGAACUAAAUGAAAAAGAAGAGCUUGGGCACUGCAAGGUCGAAGGCAAGUGGGAGAUCAGUGACCUGGUGAUGAUGCCUGGGGUCAAAUAUGCCCAGCCAAGCACACAGCAGGGUCGCACUGAUGUGAACUCAGUGACAAACUGGAAUGUUCCUUUGGUCUGGGAAGGGACCUUUGAUCCAGUGGUCAUUGAUGCGAUCUACAAGAAAAUGGACCCAAGAAUAGCUGUGGUGGUUUUUGCUGUUGGCAAAUACACACGUUUUCUGAAGGGCUUUCUUGAGACGGGUGAAAAGUUCUUCUUUGUUGGCUUCAGAGUAACUUACUAUAUUUUCACAGACAAUGAGAAAGAAGUUCCUGAGAUUGAAAUGGGUACAGGCAGAAACAUCACAAUCCUAUCGGUCCCUCCUGCCAGCCGGUGGCAGGACGUUGUUCUUGGUCGGAUGAAGUGGGCCACCGUCGCCAUUGAACAACAGAUCCGUGAUGAGGCAGAUUAUCUUUUCAUGAUGGACAUCGACAGUGUUUUCUACAACAGGUUUGGAGCAGAGUCUCUCAGCCGUCUGUCAGCUGUACUCCACCGAGGAUACUACAAGAACACAGCUAGAGACAGCUUUCCUUAUGAGCGUCGGCCGCUGUCCAAGGCCUACAUCCCUGCUGGUGAAGGAGACUACUAUUACACUGCUGCUGUCUGGGGUGGAUAUCUGGAGGAGAUGUACAAGCUUGUCAAGUACUGCUACGAACAGUCACAGGAAGAUGCUAAAAACAACAUUGAAGCUGUGUGGCAGGAGGAGAGUCACCUUAACAGGUACUUGUUAUACAACAAACCAACCAAAGUACUGUCUCCAGAAUACCUGUGGUCAAAUUAUGAUAAAGUACCUUCAGACAUCAAAGUGGUCAGGAUCUCCCAGUUGGUUAAGAAUUACGCAGAAGUACGACCAAAUGGUGGAAACUGAUGUCACCAAACACUCAGGACUUCACAAGUUGGGAGUCAUGGUGUGGGUUAUUAUAAUGUGUGUCUGUGGGUGCAGGGAGAAAGAAAUAAAAAUAUAGUUUAUGUUUGAAGUUUUAGGUUUUCUAAUUUAUUACACUAACUAUAACCCACGUGUAAAACAGUUUCUAUAUGAAAAUGCAAGGACUGAUCUCCUUUAAAUUAGGGCUGCAGGUUAUUAGAUGCAAUAAGGUGGGCAUGUUUUACAUCAUUUCCUCAUUUGUAAACAGUUUUGCAUUUCAUUGGUCUAUUAUGUGCACAGUUUAUAGAAUGGAGGAUUAGGGCUGGGGUUAGGGCAAAGUCAGCUGCUGUUAAGCCAGAUUGUACUUUUUAAUGUAAAGGAUUACAUAAAUUGUAUGCUUGCCUUUCUUUUCUACACUCAGGUACUUGUUAUACAACAAACCAACCAAAGUACUGUCUCCAGAAUACCUGUGGUCAGAUUAUGAUAAAGUAUCUGCAGACAUCAAAGUGAUCAGGAUCUCUCAAUUGGUUAAGAAUUACGCAGAAGUACGACCAAAUGGUGGAAACUGAUGUCACUAAACUCUCAGGACCUCAUUUGUUGGAUUCACUGGUGUGGUUUGUUUGUUAGACUGUGUAUUGUAUAGGGAGGAUAAAAUUAAAAGAAUUAAAAUGUCUUUUGAUGUUUCCGAUCAGCAAUGAUCUGGCAAAAGGAACAUGUUUUCACCUUUUUUUUUUUUUUUACUGUUUUGUAUUUUUUGCCUCGUGUGUGAGCUGUUUGUUCAGGGGUGUAUUUGAAGCUGCCAAAAUGUCAAUGUUCAAUAUAUGAACUAAAAAUGGUAAUUUAAAUUUAUGUUAACUAGACUGAGCUGCCAUCUUAUGAUGGCUAAGUUUGAGUGGCCCUAGAAGAGGAGCAGGACUCAAAAUAAAACUUAUGUUGACUUCAACAACUAGGUUCCAAAAAGCCACUCCCAGUCUGAUGCCACCCUAACCCUUCAGCCAGAGAUGGGUUGAUUACCAGCUCCAGACUGGGAAUAAGCCAACGCUCUGGGUGGAGUAAUGCAGACCAAUAGAGGUGUGUAGAUGUAGGUAGGCUGGAGAGGCAUCUUCUGGAAUCAUGCAGACCCUGUACUGUGCCUUCCAGAGGUGUGGACUCGAGUCACAAGACUUGGACUCGAGUCAGACUCGACUUGUGACGUGACUUGAUAAAAUCUAUAAAGACUUACGACUUGACUCUGACUUUAACACCAAUGACUUGCAACUUGAAUUGACUUGCACCUGUUGACUUGAUGACGAGCAUAUUUGGUAUUUUAGCACAAAAAUUGCACGACAUGGACAUAAAUCAUUCUUUGUUCUGAGUUUGAUCUUGUACUGCUAAAUGCAGCAGCACAUUGUUUAUAAUCAGAUUCAGUUGCACUUUCUGCUUGUUUGAGCAAAUAAAUUAAGCUUUAUUUCUGGAAUUUAUCAUUGUUAAAUUGAAGUUGGACAGAUGACUUGAUUAUGACUUGAAAAUUCAAAGAUAAGGACUUGGACUUCCAGAUCAUUGACUUUGGACUUGGUUGUUUGACUUGGACUUGACUCGAAACUUGACUGGAAAGACUUGUGACUUACUUGUGACUUGCAAUGCAGUGAUUUGGUCACACCUCUGGUGCCUUCACCAUUACCCAACCGAGUCAUACGUAGACAUUAUGGUCUUUCGAUGUUUAUCUGUAAGCCAAAUGACUGUGAAUGUAAAAAAAUUAAAACAAAACAUUUGAAUACGUAAAGAUCUAAAAGCGUUUCGACUGGAUCUCAAAGUAAACUUAAAAAAAAACUAUUUUACUCCCUGCUUAAACAAGCAGAGCCUGAUGCUUUUUGUUCUUUGCCCUGGAUAUUCAGUUUAUAAUUUUAUCUUUUGGUUUAAUUCCUUUUAUUACAUUUUUUGUGUAUUUUUGUAUUCCUCCGUCGCUGUUUUAUUACUGAUAUCUUGGUGAUGUGUUAAUUAUUAUCCUGACUUUUUGCUGAAUAGCACAUUGGUGCAGGUUUGCUGAUUUUUAAGUGCUUUAUGAAUAAAUUGACAGAAACUAAAUAAAAGAUAUUUUUUUCA
Molecule: messenger RNA, 3271 nt
Organism: Nothobranchius furzeri (turquoise killifish)
Lineage: Eukaryota; Metazoa; Chordata; Actinopteri; Cyprinodontiformes; Nothobranchiidae
Product: globoside alpha-1,3-N-acetylgalactosaminyltransferase 1
Biological process (GO): carbohydrate metabolic process
Cellular component (GO): Golgi apparatus; membrane; vesicle
Molecular function (GO): hexosyltransferase activity
Source: RefSeq, a predicted model, not a curated record